Molecule: messenger RNA, 1054 nt
Organism: Schizosaccharomyces cryophilus OY26
Lineage: Eukaryota; Fungi; Ascomycota; Schizosaccharomycetes; Schizosaccharomycetales; Schizosaccharomycetaceae
Product: RNA exonuclease
Exons: 5
Coding region: 220-948 (242 amino acids)
Cellular component (GO): mitochondrion
Molecular function (GO): nucleic acid binding; 3'-5'-RNA exonuclease activity
Source: RefSeq, a predicted model, not a curated record
GGGUACGUUUGUUGCACGGAAGGUACGUGAGAGGAAGUGCAGUUCACGCAGCGAGUCCUUAUUUCGAGAUCACCGCUAGUUCAAAUAUACGCUGCUUUCUUUACAAAGAUUGAUUUUUCAUUUAUAAUAAAUUAAUUUUUUAAUUAAAAAGGAUUAGAAAAAAAAACCAAAACUUGUAAGUAAGUCUCAAAAACGAUAAAGUUAGGUGUGGAUUCGUUCAUGUUUUGUUUGAAAACAAAACCAUUCUUUGAGCUAAAGUAUUUUUCUAAAAGAUUAUUGUUUUCUAAAUCUGUCAUACCUUUGUUUUGGCAGACAAAAAUUCGAUUGAACAAGUUGCAACCACUUUCUUACCAAGCUUGUAUUUCAAGAUCUUUCCACUCCCUGUACUCACCGUUAGUUACAAACAUGUCUUCUGUUGACAAUCCUCUUGUUUGGAUCGAUUGUGAAAUGACCGGCCUAGAGGCUGGUAAAGACGUUCUAAUGGAAGUGGCCGCUAUUAUUACUGAUGGUAAUUUGAAACCGGUUUCAGAGUCCUUUGAUGCGGUGAUUCAUCUCAGUGAUCAGCAGUUAGCUUCCAUGAAUGAAUGGUGUAUAGCGCAACAUGGCAAAUCAGGUUUAACUGAGAAAUGCAGAACAAGCACUCUUUCCGUUCAAGAAGUGGAAAGACAGCUAUUGAAUUACAUUAAAAAAUAUGUCUCAGAAAAACGUGUAGCUCUCAUUGCUGGAAACAGCGUUCAUGCUGACGUUCGAUUUCUAGCCAUUGAAAUGCCCAAAGUUAUUGAGCACUUGCACUACCGUAUUGUUGAUGUUUCUACUAUCAAAGAAUUAGCGAAACGUUGGCGCCCUGAUAUUCGUCCCUACGAGAAAAAAGGAGACCACCGUGCAUUGUCUGAUAUCAUGGAAAGCAUUCACGAACUUGAAUAUUUUCGAUCCAAAUGGCUUCAUUAAUGGAAGCAACAGAAGGAUAAAAUAAAAUAUAGUUACAAUUUUGGAACAAAUGAAGGUUAAAUAACAAUCUUAUUCAGAAAAACGAAAAGUAUUUUUCACUUUCUCU